CUCUGACUGUGUGCAAAAAUAAAACACCUUUCGGUGCGAUCCCAUCCGGCAAGGCACGAAUCUAGUGCUGCUUUUCCACUGGCUCCGAAUUUUCCAGUUGAAGAGCGUAAACCCGUCGACAGGCCGUCAUUAUGUCAGGUAUGGCAGCUCGUAUCAAGAAGCUGAGGGAACAAGCGGCGGGCAUCGGCUCCUAUGGGCAGCCCGUGAAAUUCCUCAAUCAGGAUUACGAAGCACUCCGGCAACAGUGCUUGGAAACUGGAAGCCUCUUCUGUGACGAGAGCUUCCCUGCCUGUCCUUCAUCCUUGGGCUUCAAUGAACUGGGACCAGCUUCAUACAAAACCAGAGACGUCGAGUGGAAACGCCCCAAGGAUCUGUGCGGGGACCCCAAGUUUAUUAUUGGAGAAGCUUCACGCACGGACAUCUGCCAGGGGGCACUGGGUGACUGCUGGCUCUUGGCUGCCAUUGCAUCGCUGACCCUGAAUAAUGAGGUUCUGUCCAGGGUUGUCCCCAGUGGGCAAGACUUUGACUCUGAUUAUGCAGGAAUCUUCCAUUUCCAGUUCUGGCAGUACGGAGAGUGGGUGGAUGUGGUGAUUGAUGACAGGUUGCCCACAAAGGAUGAUCAGCUGAUGUUUGUGCACUCGGCAUCUGGAAACGAGUUCUGGAGUGCUCUGUUGGAGAAAGCCUAUUCAAAGUUAAAUGGAUCAUAUGAAGCACUAUCGGGAGGAUCCACCACUGAAGGAUUUGAAGAUUUUACAGGAGGAAUUUCGGAGUGGUACGAUUUGGAUAAAGCACCAAACAACCUCUUUAAGAUCAUCCAGAAGGCAUUAAGAAGUGGCUCACUGCUCGGCUGUUCUAUUAACAUCACCAGUUCAGCAGAGACUGAGGCAAUUACUUCACAGAAGUUGGUCAAAGGUCAUGCUUACUCUGUUACUGGAGCAGAAAUAGUGAAUUAUCAAGGUAAUGAGGAGAAACUGAUCCGGAUCAGGAACCCUUGGGGUCAAGUGGAAUGGACUGGAAGCUGGUGUGACAAUGGAGCUGAGUGGGAUUGCAUCCCUAAUGAAGAACGAGAGAAGCUGUGUAACAAAUCAGACGAUGGAGAAUUUUGGAUGUCAUUUAACGAAUUUCUCCAAAACUUCUCCCGAGUGGAAAUCUGCAACCUCACUCCUGACACUCUUAGCAGUGAGGAAGUUAACAAGUGGAGCAUGAUGAUAUAUAAUGGGAGCUGGAGGAGUGGAUCUACUGCAGGGGGAUGUCGAAACUACCCAAGAACGUUUUGGACAAAUCCUCAAUUUAAGAUCCAGUUGGAUGAAGCAGAUGAUGAUCCUACUGAUGACGAUGAUAAAUGUAGCUUUCUGGCUGGUGUGAUUCAAAAGAAUCGUAGAAGGCGAAGGAAAAUGGGCGAGGACAUGCAUACCAUAGGUUUCGCUAUCUAUGAGGUCCCUGAUGAGUAUAAAGACCAAACUAAUAUUCAGCUGAAGAGAGAUUUUUUCAUGACGCACGCAGCCAGUGCAAGAUCAGAAACCUUCAUCAAUCUGCGGGAGGUCAUGAGCCGGCUUGCUCUUGAACCUGGGCAGUAUUUCAUUAUACCAUCCACUUUCGAGCCACGUAAAAAUGGAGACUUUGCAAUUCGGAUCUUUUCAGAGAAACAAGCUGAAGUACUAGUGAUGGAUAGUGAAGUUGAUGCAAAACUGGAAGAUGAGGAGGUCGAUGAAGAAGACAUUAGCUCCAAUUUCGAGAAUUUGUUUGAUUACUUAGCAGGGCAGGAUGCAGAGAUUUCUGCCUUUGAGCUGCAGAGGAUACUGAACAAAAUUGUAUCUAACCGUAAUGACAUUCAAACUGAUGGUUUUAGUUUGGAAACCUGUCGAAAUAUAAUCAGUCUAUUUGAUAAGGAUCGAUCUGGAAAAAUUGGACUAGUGGAAUUCAAGGUAUUUUGGAACAAAUUACAGAAGUUACUGAACAUCUUCAAGAAGAUGGAUGCUGAUAAUUCUGGUACCAUGAGUUCACAUGAAAUGCGAGUGGCACUUGAAGCAGCAGGUUUCACUCUGAACAGUGCGUUGUUUCAGAUCCUUGCUGCCCGUUACGCAGAUGCUAACCUUCUCAUUGAUUUUGAUAACUUUGUUGGCUCUUUGAUCCGUCUGGAAACCAUGUUCAGAAUAUUCAAACAAUUAGAUCAGGAUGGUGAGGGAUAUGCAGAGCUGGAUCUAUUUCAGUGGUUGAAUUUGAUGCUAAACUGAAGUGAUGCUCAGCUGCAAGAAGCCAGACCUUGGUCAAUCAACAGAUGCUUUCCCCAAACAUCUUUCAUGCUAUAAAGGAAAAAUGGGAACUAAUUUAGCUUGUUAGGUAUCAUGAAUGCAUAUGGAGUGAGGGAAUAGGUUUGUUUGUUUUCCUUUAGUGUAUUGCUGUCCUGUGCUUUGAUGAAUAAUUUGGGUGGUUAAAUAACUACCAAUCAGAACUUCUGUUCCUAAAAGAUAUUUUAAUCUAUAUAUAGUGCACUGGUUUGCAUUGCUAAGUCCCCAUUUUUUAUUAAAAUUGUGUCUUUUAAAACCGUCCAUGUCCAGAUAGAGAAUCAGGAUUGUGAUUUGAGAUGACAUGUCAUAUUUUAAAAUGAAAAUAUAAUAUUCAAACUAGUGAGCUUUAAAUGAGAAUUGUUUGAUUUCUGUUCUGUGGCUAAAAUUAGUAGAUGUAAUGUUGCUCAAAGAAUGGUGCCUAAAACUGUUUAAUUUCUCAGUUAAAUAGUACAUUUAUUUUAUAUAAUUGACAAGGAUGCUGGAUGGUUUUGGUUGCUUAAUACGUAUCUGGAAAUUAAACAAUGUGGGUAACUUU
Messenger RNA from Carcharodon carcharias (great white shark), 2823 nucleotides. Its product is annotated as calpain-2 catalytic subunit-like. Gene Ontology annotation, molecular function: calcium ion binding; calcium-dependent cysteine-type endopeptidase activity. The record is from RefSeq and is a predicted model, not a curated record. The transcript is spliced from 21 exons. The coding region runs from base 132 to 2234 and encodes 700 amino acids. Gene Ontology annotation, biological process: proteolysis. NCBI's taxonomy places the organism in Eukaryota, Metazoa, Chordata, Chondrichthyes, Lamniformes, Lamnidae. Gene Ontology annotation, cellular component: cytoplasm.